This is a messenger RNA of Staurois parvus, 4080 nucleotides long. The record is from the annotation of a GenBank genome assembly. Lineage: Eukaryota; Metazoa; Chordata; Amphibia; Anura; Ranidae.
AUGAGAUCAGCACAGUUUGUUACCCGCCAUCCAAUUGUGGAAUAUUACAUUACGGAUGCCUCGGAGGAUCAGGUGUUUGUGUGCGUCAAGCACAGCAACAAUGUGACAAACCUGUACAUAUCAGAGGUGGAGGGCCUGCGCUUUUCUCUUUCACUGGAGAAUGUGAUCUACAUCAAUCCUGGAGCAGGGAAGGAGACUCUGGCCAGGUAUCUGGAGAACGAGCCAUUUGCUGAUGUCCAUCGUGUGAAGGGUGUAAAGGGUGUAUAUAUUGCCAACGUGUUAAAUACGCCACCCUCCAAAGAGAACGUGGCUACCGUCAUCACCUUUGAUAAAGGUGGUACCUGGGAAUUUCUUUCGGCUCCAGGAUAUAACAGUUACGUGGACACCACCCAUUGCCCGAGCCCAAAGGACUGCCACCUGCACUUGGCACAGCCUCUCAGUCAGUUGACCUCCCAGGGCCGUGUCAUGCCCAUUGUCUCUAAGGAUUCCGCACCAGGGUUAAUCGCAGCGACUGGUUCUGUUGGGAGGGAAAUGAUCGGUAAAAUUAAUCUGUAUAUUUCCAGCAGUGCUGGCGUUCGAUGGAGGGAGUCCCUUCUAGGAUCGCAUUAUUGCACUUGGGGUGACCAUGGCGGCAUUCUGAUGGCGAUUGCUCAAGGUGUAGAGACCAACCAAAUAAAGUAUAGUACAAACGAGGGAGAAACGUGGAAAACCUUCAACUUCUCAGACAGCCCACUCAUUGUGUACGGAUUGCUGACUGAACCCGGGGAGAAAAGCACAGUGUUCACCAUCUUCGGGUCGUACAUUGGAGGAGGACACAGCUGGGUCAUAUUACAGGUCAACACAAGCGACGUCCUCGGUGUGCCAUGCACAGAAAAUGAUUAUAAAUUAUGGUCGCCCUCCGAUGAGCGAGGCAACGAGUGCUUACUGGGGAGAAAAAUAGUUUUCAAGAGACGAACACCACAUGCCACUUGCUUCAAUGGAGAAGACUUUGAUCGGCCAAUUACAUCCUCCAACUGCUCCUGUACUAGAAAAGAUUUUGAGUGUGAUUACGGCUUUAAACUCAAUCAAGACCUGAGAUUGGAGAACUGUGUCCCUGACCCUGAAUUUGCUGGGAAGCUGUACCCCAUACCCUCACCCUGCCCUGUGGGCACCACAUACAAGAGGAGCAGAGGUUACCGCAGGAUAUCUGGAGACACGUGUUCCGGGGGAGAUGUGGAGGCCCGACUGGACGGAGAAGAAGUCCCAUGUCCCGUAGGAGAGGAGAACGAAUUCAUCUUGUAUGCCAUGAGGAACGCCAUUUACCGCCAUGACCUCUCCUCUGGGGUCAGUGAGGAACUGCCACUAAAGGGUCUGCGGGGUGCAGUGGCUUUGGAUUUUGACUACGAAAGUAACUGCUUGUACUGGGCAGACGUCACAUUAGAUGUCAUUCAGCGUCUGUGUCUGAAUGGCAGCUCGGGGCAGGAAGUUCUUGUUCGAGUCGGGUUGGAAACCGUAGAGUCCCUGGCAUUCGACCCCAUUAGUCACUUGCUUUACUGGGUUGACGCUGGCAGUAAGAAAAUUGAAGUUGCCAACCCAGAUGGGGACUUACGGCUGACUGUUCUCAACUCCUCUGUCUUGGAAAGACCAAGAGCUCUGGCUUUGGUUCCUCAGGAAGGGUUGAUGUUUUGGACAGACUGGGGUGAUGAUCUACACGGUAUCUAUAAGAGUGAGAUGGAUGGUUCCUCAGUGAAACAUCUGGUCUCUGACGGAAUUAAAUGGCCCAAUGGUAUUUCCGUGGAUGAAAACUGGAUCUACUGGACUGAGGCUUACAUGGAUCGGAUAGAGAGGAUAGACUUCAACGGACAGCAGAGAAUGGUGAUCCUAGACAGCCUACCCCAUCCCUAUGCCAUAGCUGUGUUUAAGAACCAAAUCUACUGGGAUGACUGGUCCCAGCUAAGCAUUUUCAGGGCCUCCAAGUACAAUGGUGCCCAAGCAGAGGUUCUUAUUGGCCGGCUGUCUGGUGUCAUGGACAUGAAGAUAUUCUACAAAGGAAAAUGGAACGGUGAGAAUGCCUGCUCCUCCAUUCCUUGCAGCCUGCUGUGCUUGCCUAAAGCCAACAAAGGCCGAGUAUGUCGAUGUCCAGAUGGAGGGAAAGCCCAGAUGUCACCCACCGGGGAGGUGCAGUGUGACUGCCCACAUGGGUACCAGCUGAAAAACAGAACCUGCGUCAAGAUAGAGAACAGGUGUCUGCCCAGCCAGUACCACUGCAGUAAUGGAAACUGUAUCAGCAGUAUCUGGCAGUGUGACAACGACAAUGAUUGUGGAGACAUGAGCGAUGAGAGAGACUGCCCAACCACGUCAUGUGACCCAGAUACGCUGUUCAGAUGCCAGGAAUCGGGGACCUGUAUCCCACUGUCCUAUAAGUGUGACCUGGAGGAUGACUGUGGAGACAACAGUGAUGAAAGCCACUGCGAGGCACACCAAUGUAAGGACGAUGAGUUUAACUGUAGCUCCGGUAUGUGUAUCCGCCAGUCCUGGGUGUGUGAUGGGGACAACGACUGCAGGGACUGGUCCGACGAGGCCAACUGCUCAGCUGUCUCUCAUACCUGUGAGCCGUCCAGCUUCCAGUGUCACGAUAGUCACUGCAUUCCUCAGAGGUGGGUUUGUGACGGCGACUCCGACUGCCAGGACGGCUCUGAUGAAGAUCACAGCAUCUGUGAGAAGAAGUGUAAUGGUUUCAGCUGCAGAAAUGGGACAUGUAUCCCUCUGGGCAAACACUGCAAUGGUGUGAUGGACUGCCCUGACGGUGAAGAUGAGCAAACCUGCGAGCCCCUGUGUACACGUUACAUGGAUUUUGUGUGUAAGAACCGUCUACAAUGCUUGUUCCAUGCCAUGGUGUGUGACGGAGAGGCACAGUGUGGUGAUGGGUCUGACGAGGAUCCUGCAUAUGCUGGAUGUUCACGAGGUCCGGAGUUUAAAAAGAGUUGUGAUCCACUGAGCUUCUCGUGUCAGAAUGGCGUCUGUAUUAGCCUGGAGUGGAAGUGUGAUGGGAUGGACGACUGUGGAGACUACUCGGAUGAAGCAAACUGCGAGAAUCCUACAGAUACCCCUGCCUGUGCCCGCCUCUACCAAUUCCAGUGUGAGAACAGGCACUGUAUUCCCACACGGUGGAAAUGUGACGGGGAGAAUGACUGCGGGGACUGGUCAGAUGAGACGGACUGCGGGGAGAGUAUUCCACAAACCACUGUGAGACCUUCCACGUGUCCCGCCAACCACUUCCGCUGUGACAAUGGGGUCUGCAUCAUGAACACCUGGGUGUGUGAUGGCUACAAGGACUGUGUCCAUGGCUCUGAUGAGGAGGGUUGCCCUACAACUGUGAACUCCACAGUGCCUACUACCACAUCACACAGCCGCUGCAACCUCUUCCAGUUUGAGUGCCAGAAGUCAAAGUACUGUAUACCAAAGUGGAAGCAGUGUGACGGUGUCAGAGAUUGCCAAGAUGGAACAGAUGAGCUUCGCUGCCCCACUCACAGACCUUCUAACUGCAUGAACGGAACACUGUGUGAAGAUGGCGAGGCCUGCUUACCUCUGUCGGACCUCUGUGACGGCUUCCUGGACUGUUCAGACAGCAGCGAUGAGAAUAACUGUACUGAUGACAGUGUAGUAUACAAGGUACAGAACCUACAGUGGACUGCUGAUUUCUCUGGAAAUAUAACCCUGACCUGGGCUCGACCAAAGAAGAUGCCUCUGGCAUCCUGUGUUUAUUCUGUCUUUUACAGGGUUAUAGGGGAGAGCACAUGGAAGAUUGUAGAUACACACAGCAACAAGACAGCCUUUGUGUUAAAGAUCCUGAAGCCAGACACCACCUAUCAGGUCAAAGUACAAGUGCAGUGCCUGCGCAAAAUUCACAACAGCUAUGACUUCAUCACCCUGAGGACUCCUGAGGGGCUCCCUGAUGCACCUCAGCACCUCAACCUUGUGUUGAAUAAAAAUAUUCCCUUCACCAUCACUGGCUGCUGGUCCCCCCCCUGCAAACACUCAUGGGCUCAUCCGAGAGUAUGUGGUAAGUGCUUAUAUGAACAGAACCUUCUUAUAGAGUAA